AUGACAUCACGUGAUGAGGCAGUCGCACGCACGCCUCGCCGCUCGUCGCGCGGUGUCUUGCCACCACGUCCGCGGUGCCUGGGUGUGAUGGUGCUCAUUUCGACGUCGGACAACGAGCAAUUUAGCGUGGACCGCGAUGUCGCGGAGAGGUCUUUGCUGAUCAAGCAGCUGAUCGAAGAUAUCGGCGAGUCCGACCAGGCGAUCCCCCUGCCGAACGUCAGCUCGAGCGUGCUGACCAAGGUGCUGGAAUACUGCAGCCACCACCGCAACGAUCCCCUGUCCGUCGCGGACGAGCCGGACGAGAUUCGCCGGCGCGCCACCGACAUUUCUGAAUGGGACGCGCGGUUCAUCCAAGUCGAUCAGGAAAUGCUCUUUGAGAUUAUCCUGGCGGCGAAUUACCUCGAUAUCAAGAGUCUACUGGACAUCGGAUGCAAGACAGUGGCGAAUAUGAUCAAGGGCAAGCAGCCCGAAGAGAUUCGCAAGCUGUUCAAUAUCCAAAACGACUUUACGCCAGAGGAAGAGGCUCAAAUCCGCCGUGAGAACGAAUGGGCCGAAGAUCGCUAG
Malassezia restricta is the source of this 564-nucleotide messenger RNA. Its product is annotated as S-phase kinase-associated protein 1. Gene Ontology annotation, cellular component: nucleus; cytoplasm. Gene Ontology annotation, molecular function: cullin family protein binding. Gene Ontology annotation, biological process: mitotic cell cycle; SCF-dependent proteasomal ubiquitin-dependent protein catabolic process. The record is from RefSeq and is a predicted model, not a curated record. The coding region runs from base 1 to 564 and encodes 187 amino acids. NCBI's taxonomy places the organism in Eukaryota, Fungi, Basidiomycota, Malasseziomycetes, Malasseziales, Malasseziaceae. The transcript is spliced from 3 exons.